Messenger RNA from Raphanus sativus (radish), 1355 nucleotides. RefSeq lists its product as uncharacterized. NCBI's taxonomy places the organism in Eukaryota, Viridiplantae, Streptophyta, Magnoliopsida, Brassicales, Brassicaceae. Bases 24 to 413 code for a protein of 129 amino acids. The record is from RefSeq and is a predicted model, not a curated record. The transcript is spliced from 3 exons.
UUCAAGAAACGUAUUCAUGGGAGAUGUUGCUCCUUAUCGACUCAAAGUCAACAACCAUUCAAGGGUUCAUCUCAACACAUUUCCUGCUCUGCUUCAAAGAUGAACUGAAACCCAACACAAUUUACAAGCUCAAGAGGUUCAGCCUCAAACCUUCCAAAUCAGUUUACAGAGCCUCACCACAUAAGCACACAAUCAUCUUCACCAGCAAGACAACCUUUGCUCCUGUUCAUGAAGAAGGGGACUACCAGAUUGAAUCUCAGCACUUUCGUCUACGAGAUCUCCAAGUGUUCACCGACAUUGUUGACAAACACACAUACCUUUUCGCCGUCUCUAUUCCUCACAGAUAUCAUUGGCCUUUUGAGAGUCAUCACUCAUCAGUGGUGUCAACUCAAUGGCUACAGAUUAUUAAGUGAAACACUCUCAGCUACAGAUUAUUCCCCUUUAUGGUGUUCUUAACUCCAUAGACCGACAUGAAGCAUGAACUGACAUUGAAUGUUGCGAGCUAUUCCUCUGCAAGGACAGUGUAUCAACAACUAUAUAAAGGUUACCCUUCUUCACUUCAACAUCAGCCUCUCAAUCCAAAAUUAAUCUACUUUCUGUGAAAUUAAUGGCUAGAAUCACUACACCAUGGAGGAAGACUUGGUAGCGAACCAAGAGGUGUUUAGAAGGAGAAAGCCGAGGAAGAUAGAUCUAAGGUCUAUGAUAUUCGUCAUACAUCGAUGAGCGUUGGUAACUCGAGGACGAGGAGUUGAUUGUUGAGAAUCAUACAAUUGCGUCGUCUUCUGUGGGGCCUGAGUAUCACAUAUGGAUGCUGUCUUUCGUCGAUAAAGAUCAGCUCGAGCUUAGAUGCUCAAUCUUAAAGUAUGUUUUAUUUGGGUUUUAAAGACUAGAUCUUUGUUACUUAAAAAAGUACUAGACCUUUGUUGAGAAGGAUCUUUGGAUUCUUAUGUUGGCAUUGGAGGGUUAGAAUCUCAGAGUCAGGAGAUUAAGGAAGCCAGCCAAGGGUGUGAUUUUGUAUGGUGAGCGAGGAACUGGAAGAUACUACUUGCUAAGGUUUGCCUUCCUACCUACUGCUUUUUAGGUGAUGUUGUCUCAACCCUUUGAAUAAGCGGAAACCACAUCAGAUGACUGAGCAGUAGGUCAGAAUGGAAACAAACUUUUUGUUAUUCUAUUAUCUUUCAUAAUGUACACUUUAUCAGAUUCUGAUUUGCUUGUCUCGAUUUUAUGCUUGGGUAUUAACCAUCCAUGUUAUAUAGGUCGCUCUUUUUGUAAAUGAUUACGCCAAAAUUGUGGGGGCUGGUCGAUAGAAGGUUACUGUCAUCAUUCAAGAAAGUUUCGCAUGGUCGAGUAUUCCA